UUCCUGAAGUAGAGUUAUCAGAGAGAAUGAGCGAGCGCGUUUUAGGGAGAGACACUUGAAGUGAAGUGAAGUCGAGGGACUAGAGGGACUCAGGCAUCGCGGCUCAUGGAAGCAACUCUUGGCUUCACGCCUCGUGUAUUUGGAUUCAAACCCCUCAGUUUUCGAGAUCAACGGACUGGAAGUAAACUUGAAGAAUGCUAUCCCCUAUGUGCAAAAAACAGUUUUUCUCAUAAGAUGAAUCUAGCAGAAUCUGGCCGAAGGCGUUUCUUGUUACGUAACAGACCUAUUAUUUUUAGAGCAAACAAAAAAAUCUCUAUCAAUUCUUCAGAUCAGCAUCGAACUGAUUAUGCAAAUGCUGAUGCAUCGCCUGUACAUGAAGCCAUACCACCUAGAUCUAAUGAUGGGGCUGCUUUUCUCAAUCUGCUUGAUGUCAAUAACUUGAAUAGUUUGCAAUACCCACCUAAAAUGUUUCGAAACAGGUUCCUCAAUUUUGGUCGGAUGAAUUCUGUUAUCAAUAGUGCUGCUGAAUCAUUUUUCAAGAGUGAGAUAAGAAGGAGGUUAUUUGUGACAGCUGUCCUAAUUGUAAUUGGUCGUGUUGGAUAUUAUAUUCCUUUGCCUGGAUUUGAUAGAAGGUUGAUACCUCGAGAUUAUCUAAGCUUUGUCACUGGAUCUGUUGAUGAAUUGGAUUUCUCAACGGAACUGAAACUGUCGUUCUUUCAGCUUGGAAUCAGUCCUCAGAUAUUAGCAUCAAUACUCAUGCAGGUACUCUGCCAUGUUGUUCCAUCCCUGGUAAAGCUGCGGAAAGAAGGCUUGGAUGGCCAUGAGAAGAUUAAGAGUUAUAUAUGGUGGAUAUCACUUGGCUUUGCAAUAUUUGAGGCAAUCAUAGUUGCUUGCUAUUCACUUCCUUAUUCAGUUUAUGCAGCCAGUCAAAGGGUCAAGCAUGUGAUGGUGACAGCUCUUUUGUUGGUCUGCGGUGCAAUGACUAUGACUUGGAUCUGUGACACGAUAUCAGAAUCUGGAUUUGGUCAAGGUUCAUCUCUAAUUAUUUGUGUGGGAAUCCUGACGGGUUACACUGAAACAUUAUACAAGAUGCUGUCUCAGCUCUCAGGGAGUGCUGCUAGUUGGUGGCCUUAUAUGCUCGCAGUAUUGGGUGUUUUUACCAUUGUCACUAUGUGGGCUGUUGUGGUGACUGAGGGUUGCAGGAAAAUAAAGCUGCAAUACUAUGGCUUUAAACUUGCAUCUGCUGCAAGAGAUGAUUCCCCAAUUACUGAAGUGGAGCCUUAUAUCCCUUUCAACAUUAAUCCAUCUGGAAUGCAGCCUCUUCUCACCACGACUUAUCUCUUGGCUGUUCCCAGUAUUCUUGCUGGUAUCCUUGGUUCACCUUUCUGGGAGCGCAUUAAGGAGAUAUUGAACCCCGAAACUUCUAUUGGUGCAGAGCCCUGGGUUUACUAUUCAAUAUAUGCUUUGUUUGUCUUUUUAUUCAAUAUAUUUGACAUUGCCAACUUGCCAAAGGAGAUUGCAGAUUACUUGAACAAAAUGGGAGCUAGGAUCCCAAAUGUGAAACCUGGGAAGGCGACCAUUGAGUACCUCACAAAGAUCCAGGCAUCAACACGUUUCUGGGGAGGUCUAUUGUUGAGUGUAUUGGCAACUACAUCAACCAUUCUUGAUCAUUACUUGCGUCGGAUCAAUGAGGGAUUUGCAAUUGGGUUUACAUCGGUUCUAAUUAUCGUGGGUUCUAUUAUUGAACUAAGGAGAUCUUAUCAAGCAUAUAAUGUUAUGCCAAGUUUGAGCAAAGCUCUAAGGCGGUAUGGUGUGUAACAUGAUGAUGCCGCAAUCACCUUUUCAGAGACUCUUCAAAUGGCAACUGUUGAUUGGUAUUCCUUCUUGCAACACCUCGGAGGAUAAGCACCAGGAACUGCCAACUUCAGUUGUGCAAGUAAAAAGAUAGAUGUCUUUUUAUUAUACAGAUUAAAUGAUGCAAGAGUGGAUUCUGAACCUCAGUAUUUGAUGGACGGGUGGACACAAAACAUAAUUCUACCUGGCCGUGGAAGGGGAGGGCCUGGUUCAUGUUGCUGCUUGAGGCUGAUGCUUGGUCGAUGGCUGGAUUGAAUGAAACCUCUUGACAACCUUGAAAAAUGUCGUGCUAUUAUUGAUUUUUUCCUUAAAAUCCCAAACCUGAAGCCAUGUAGCUUGCACAUAGUGACUUCAAAUUCAACUACGUUUCGUUUUCUUGGAUUUUCUAGAACAAAGAUAUCUUAGACAUGAGAGGGAUUUAGCGUCAAUUCAAAACUUAUGCUUAUGGAA
Molecule: messenger RNA, 2304 nt
Organism: Populus nigra (black poplar)
Lineage: Eukaryota; Viridiplantae; Streptophyta; Magnoliopsida; Malpighiales; Salicaceae
Product: preprotein translocase subunit SCY2, chloroplastic
Exons: 14
Coding region: 106-1818 (570 amino acids)
Biological process (GO): SRP-dependent cotranslational protein targeting to membrane, translocation; chloroplast organization; thylakoid membrane organization
Cellular component (GO): membrane; plastid envelope
Molecular function (GO): transmembrane protein transporter activity; signal sequence receptor activity
Source: RefSeq, a predicted model, not a curated record